Messenger RNA from Amblyraja radiata (thorny skate), 5183 nucleotides. Its product is annotated as calumenin. The record is from RefSeq and is a predicted model, not a curated record. The transcript is spliced from 7 exons. Bases 111 to 1061 code for a protein of 316 amino acids. Gene Ontology annotation, molecular function: calcium ion binding. Lineage: Eukaryota; Metazoa; Chordata; Chondrichthyes; Rajiformes; Rajidae. Gene Ontology annotation, cellular component: endoplasmic reticulum.
UCCGGCUGGAUGCAGGAGUGGGCAACUUCCGGUAGCCCUGCUGAGAGAGAGUGGAGAGGAGAGGAGAGGCGAUUCCUGAAGUGCAAAGAGGUGGGUAAAAAAAGGAAAACAUGAUGGGUUUGACAAAGUUAGUUUUGUACCUAACUAUGUGUGGCAUUUAUGCUCUAAGUAAGCCCACUGAGAAGAAGGAUCGAGCCAUCCAUGACAAAGAGCUGAGUGAUAAGGUGCAUGAUGACGCGGAGAGCUUUGAUUAUGACCAUGAUGCUUUCCUUGGAGCUGAACAGGCAAAGACAUUUGAUCAGCUCACUCCUGAGGAGAGCAAGGAGAGACUUGGAAUGAUAGUAGAUAAAAUAGAUGAUGAUAAGGACGGAUUUGUGACGGAGGCAGAGCUGAAGGCUUGGAUAAAGCGGGCUCAGAAGAGGUACAUCUUCGAGAAUGUUGGGCGCCAAUGGCCAGAUUUCGACAGUAACCAGGAUGGGCUUGUCUCCUGGGAGGAGUACAGAAAUGUAACAUACGGCUACUACAUGGAGGAUGGUGAUACUGAUGACAGUUACAACUACAAACAAAUGAUGGCAAGAGAUGAGCGUCGAUUUAAAAGGGCUGACCAGAAUGCUGACUUGUUUGCUACAAAAGAAGAAUUCACUGCUUUCCUGCACCCAGAGGAAUAUGACCACAUGAAGGACAUUGUUGUGUUGGAAACCAUGGAAGAUAUUGAUAAAAAUGGAGAUGGCUUCAUUGAUCUGGACGAGUAUAUCGGUGAUAUGUACACUGCAGACAGUGAUGGCCACGAACCUGAGUGGGUGAAAACUGAGCGUGAGCAGUUCACAGAGUUCAGAGACCGCAACAAAGAUGGUAAAAUGGACAAAGAAGAAACCAAAGAUUGGAUCCUACCAGCUGACUAUGACCAUGCUGAGGCUGAAGCCCGCCAUCUCGUCUAUGAAUCUGAUGAAAACAAGGAUGGAAAACUCUCAAAAGAAGAAAUAGUAAACAAAUACGACUUAUUUGUGGGAAGCCAGGCCACAGACUUCGGGGAGGCCUUAGUAAGGCAUGAUGAGUUCUAAGUGUACGGAUAACCAUUGCAGAGAGAAGAAUCCAUUCCAUAAAGAAAGGAUAAUUUAUUUUUUACAAUAUACUGUUUUCACUCUUUACAUCCUUGGGCUGUCACAGAGUUUGACUUGGAAGCGGAGAGGGUGGGGGUUCCAAAGAAGCAGCCAUCCUGUCCCUAGAGAGCAAUGCGUAAUUAGAUGUUUACUUGCAAUAUAUCUGAAAACCACAUUUUAUAUGUUGUACUUCCCCUCCUUUGAUCAAAUAUUGUAGAAUUUUUAAUCUGAUAAUCCCAUGUAAAAUCUGUACAACUUCCAUGAAAUUCAACUUGGUUUCUAACAGUUCAGAACAAUUGUAAAGCGUAUUUUAAAGAGAUUUCCUGUUUCAUACCUGAAAAGUAAGAAGGGAUGAGGAGUGUACAACUGGCAUUUGAGUUGCUUACAGCAGCAUUGUUGCAAUGUAUGCAUCAGAGAACAUGAUGCCUUCGGUAAACUAUCUUGGCUAUCUUUUAGAUUUUGUUCUAAUGUUCAUCUUAUAAAGUACUGUCUUGGUGACAGUGGAAUUUGUCCCAUUUAUUAUGUGAAAUUAAUGGGCAGAAAAUGAGCUGUUUCACUAAAUCUAAAUGAAUGUGCUGACUUAAUACAUCCCAGGUGUCGUGUAACCUCCUGAGAAAGGCAAAAGCAUUUUGGCAGACUUUUCUCCAAAUUCCUUGGGUAUUGAAGUGUCUUAUAAUCUGUUUUCUACAAUGUGUCCUUUUUGUAUAUAGUACUGAGUACACAAUAGCAAUCAUUACAUUUAUCCCUCGGCUUUUCAGUGGCCUUGUGAUGCCAUAUAUUUUAACAGUAAGAUUCUAGAAUAAAAACAUUUUUAAUCCACUGGCAAAAUAUUUAUCUCUAGGAUAAGAAUAAGUGACCUAUUCUGCAGAUCAUAAGCUUUGAAGGCAUAUCUUGCAAUCUAAAUUUUUUCUCACAGUUAAUGUGCAAACCCAUUGUUAUAUUUACCACCAUCUUGUAUUUGAGACAAAAAUAUAUUUGGAGAAUAUAAAUAAUGUACUUCAAUAAGAUCCUUGCAGCUAUCCACUAAAUAAAUUCAGUAUUAUGUUUGUACAUACAAUGAAGUGCAUGUAGUUUGUGGAUAUUAAUACAUUGUGUGUAUAAAUGGACUGUGUGUCUUGUGCUGUACACUUGGAUUUAAAAAAACCCGACUGCAAGGACCAGCAAAUUGGCAGUAAUAACUGCUUUGAGAAACAAUCAAUUUUUGAUUCAUUCAUUGAACUGGAAAGAACAAAUGGCCUAAUCAUGGUGUUUGACCAGAUAGUUAACUCAUCCUUGACAAUAUGAUUUGUGUUCUUUGCCUCUGACUACACUGGUGUUCAGUGACACUGGUUUUGUUGCAAUUUAUAGUUUUGACGUGGAGAAUUAUUACAAAGUUCAUAAAUGAAGUGGGAAGGAGAUAUGAAGACGUGACUGGUUCAUUGUAGUUUUAUUUUGGUAUUGAAAGUCUAACUUGCUCCAAUCAUGCAGUGUAGUUAUUCUCAGGUACAGUAGUACAUUCUUAAUGUUUUAAGAAACUUGCUGUUUAAAGAUUGCACUGUAAUUAUGUAAAUCUUUUCUCAUUCCACUGUCUAAUUCAAAUUUAACAACAUCCUGGAUUAUUGUUUUCUCUUCCUGUCCCUAACCCACCACCUGUAUUCCGAUCAGUAUUUAGGAAGAAGCUAAAGGAGCAGCAUUUGUUAUAUCUUUUUCAAUAUUCUUCCUGCCUAAACACCACUUUCUCAUUGAGCUGUAGGCUUGCAUUUCUAGCUUUGAUUUGUAUUAUUCCUUGCAUUUGUGUUUAAAAGGAGUGCAGCCUGCAUUGAAUAGAGAUUUCUUCAUUAAGUAGUAAUAGCAUUUGUCCUCCGAAGCCCAGUUCUUAAAUCAACAAAGUGGCAAAAUCGCAGUAAUCAAGGUGAUACCAACAAGUGACCGUUCAGCUAAUUUGGGUUGUGUGGAUUGAGGAAUUGCAACAGUUGUGCAGUUGGUAAAUAUUUUGCUGCAUACUAGAUGUUGGCUUUUUGUUUCCUAGCCUCCAUUCCAGCUCCUAGUUCAAACAUCAAAAGAUGGUAUUGGGUUCUUUGCAAAGCACUAAGGGUGUGUCCCGCUGGUCAAUUAUCAUUCGCACUGAAUCUGUUGUGAAAUUAGAAGAGCAACUUGGCACUGUUAAUAGUGAUAAUCUUGGGGCAUCGCUGUCCCUUCCAUUUAAUGUAAAUGUUAUCAUCACCAUUUUAGUAUAUUUUAUUAAAUCUAUUUUCCAUUUUGCAGUUGCACACCAGACUAUAUUGUUUUCUGACCUUGCCUUCUCCCUGCAGGUGUUCAACCUGUAGAGGUAAAGAUUAAAAGGUCGUUGCCUCUACAGAAAUUGAAGGAAUAUAAAUGUUUCAAGAAUCCAGCGGUUAGAAAUGUGCAAUAUGAAGGUAUAAGCUAGAAUCUAAUGGAAAAUGUUGCUUUGAGAGAGUUGCAGGCUAACUGUCAAUGGAUAUUUGGAACUGCAAUGGUUAUCACGGUGCCAUUUUGCCUAGUGACUGAUGGCUUUUACAAACCCCUUGUGGCCCCCUUCCCUAGAAUCCUGAUUCCACUCGCCCUGCCUCCCUGCAAUGGAACAUAUCAGUGAUUAUGGGGGGUUUUUUGAAGUCAUUUCUUUUUUAAUUGAGUCAUUUCAUUUUGACACUAACAUUUUCAAAUCUUAAAUUCAAAUCGAGAUUUGUUCUUGUUUCUAAAAUGGGGAAGGUUGGUCAUAGUCCCUUCAUUAAUGCAACGUUUUGUUCAAUUGCAGCUUGAGGUAAAUUUGGUCUGUCCCGCUAGUUCCUGAAUCUUGAUUGGAAGCGUAGGAUUACCUAUUUUUAGAUAAUUCUGUUGUAUUUUAUUGGCCGAUUUUCAAAAGUGCAUUGAGGGGUUCUACUAACACUUUUGUUUAAAAGCAAGUGCUGUUCAAUCUGAUCAGUGUCAUGGCACCUCUCUCCCAGUGUGAGCAAUCCCUAAUUUGUUUUAUAAGACCAGAACAUUUAAGCUAAUGCUCUUUUAAAUGGUUUAGUGCAUGAUAUUUAUUAUUUUUGGAAAAUUGGAGCAUUAUUGGUAAAGUCUUAAUUCCUUUUCAUCCCUAAAUGAACUAUUGACUGAUUAGCUCAGCAUGGUAUUAAGAGAGCAGUCAAGACAUGGCCACAUUCUUAUUUACCUAGUCACCCAUCAAACCAGUACUAACUGCAAAAAGUGGUUCUUGGAAUAUUAAGUGUACUUGGAUUUUCAGACGUUGACCAAAACCCUGCAGUUUACAACUACAGAAUAAGAUUAAACCAUUUCAGUUUUGUGGAAGAUUUGUAAAAUGCUGGCUUCAUCUUAGAACAGGAGAUAUACAUUUGUAUAGAGGAUUUUGUGCAAAUUUUAAGCAAACCAAGAAUUCUAGUAGACGGAGGAUAUGUGCAUCCUAAUAAGGUGUAAAGCAGUUCAGCUUGAGAUUUUCUGCAAUUGUAAAGAGGUAAAUUUGGUCUGUCCUGCUAGUUCCUAAAUCUUGUAUCAGUGAACUAGGAAUUCUUUUAAGUUUAGAUAGUACCAGAUUCCAUUAUUAAUCGCUGUAUAUUCUGAAAAAAGGACUUUCAUUUUAAACAUUAACUGAGACUAUUCAAGUCACAAGUGACUUGAUGCCAUUUGAAUAAUGAUCAAACACUUGUGCCACAGUCGAUGCCAUGAUUACAUGAACAAGGUGUUCAAAAUUUUAAAAAACCUGAAGAACCAGUGCAAGAAAUGGGGAAAAACAGGUGAAAAAACAAGAUUGUUUAGUCUUAACUGGUUUGAAGUAUACUGCAGCAUAUGUGUUUUCAGAGUACACAUUUUGAGUUAUCAGUUCCUGCUGGCAACUGGUGUAUGUUUCUGUGAAUGAAACCAGUAAGAUCAUGUGACAAGAAUGACUUUAAUGGAUGCAGUACAUCAGAGGGAUAUUCAGCAUGUCUAGUAUAUUUUCACCUUAAAUUUUAUGCCCUGUGACCCUUGAUCUGAGUUGUUACUUGCAAUGUGCUUGAAGUUACACUAUCAACACUAGUACCUUUUAAUGUAAAAUGUUUGCUUCAAGUUGAAUUCUAAUCUUCAAUAAAAGUUUUUUAAGUAAAA